This is a messenger RNA of Rotaria socialis, 1440 nucleotides long. NCBI's taxonomy places the organism in Eukaryota, Metazoa, Rotifera, Eurotatoria, Philodinida, Philodinidae. The record is from the annotation of a GenBank genome assembly.
AUGGCAACACCAAUUGAAGACGCCCAAGUUCAACUAUUUCCACUGGAAAUAGCCUCGGAAGUGGUGCAAAAACAAGAAUUCGAUUCAUCACUUACUGUUCACGAGAGCACGAUUGAGACACUAACAUCAUUACUUGAAAAAGGUUAUCCAUCACCAGCAAUGUGUGAUUUUUUUAAUCAAUAUUGCCGUGGUAAUCCACGUUCACAAAUUGUUAUUGAAAUGUUUACACCGGCUAUUGAGAGAAUUUUGAAACAUAAUACGGAUUUUGUAAAAUAUAUGCGAAUGCGAAUGCUCGUUCAAGAGUAUUUACUUGCGCUUGAUUCUCAAAAUGCUGAUUCAGAUGUUGUAGAAGAUUUUAUUAAACGGAUGCACGGCUACACAACAUUUUGCCCAUUUCUACUUGUUCUCUCAAAUUUUAUUUCUGUCUGUCUUUCUGGCAUUGAUGAAUUUUUUCAACAUCGAAAAAAUUUUCACUUUCAAGAUAAAACAAAUCGCACUGUAUAUGAAGAGAAAACUGACAGUCAAUUAGUAUGCUAUGCAAAAAUUUUACAAAGAAUAUCCACAUUUUACGACUGGCGACCACAUCUUGCUGUUGUUCUACAACUCGUUCCUUUUCCAUAUCUAGCACUCGAACAUAUUUCUUUCAUGAAAAUAUUAAAAAAUGUUGUUAAAAGUUUUGCUGCAGAUACAAGAUGUGAAGUUCAUCGAACCGUGUUAACUAUUCGUGAAAGUAAUAAAGGCUGGCUUGAAAUAUUUUGUUUGGGAGGAAUUUUUUGUGAUGAUGAUGGUGAAACGUUUUCAUUGAUGCUCAGCACAUUAAUCUCAUGUUGUUGUCGAAGAAAACAUUUCCUAUUGAAUAUUAACAAAUUAAUAUCAUCCUUACUGUUACUUGCAUCACGCGAAAAUCAAAGCUGUAUAGAUACUUUAUGUGCCAUGAUUGAAUUGAAUGCCGUUGAAAAUCCUACUCAUGUAUUAGAAAUAAUAUUAACAUUACAAUCAACGCCAAGUGGAUUAGAAAAGUAUGCGAAUGUAUACGAAAGACAAAGGGCAUUAGAGCGAAUGCGACAGAAAGGUGGACCAAGAGAACUUACAUUGUCAUCACGUUUCACUGAUAGUCUUUUAGAAAUAUUACUAUCAGAAGGUUCAUUUGGCGAUCUUGAAUGUUUAAGUUUAGCAUUUACGAGAGUAACAAGUGCUUGCGCUGAACAUUUAAUUAAAUUGCCAGGAUUAAGAAAUUUAAAUUUCUGGUCAACACGAUUUGGUGAUGCUGGUUUAGAAUUACUUUCCGAACAUUUAUAUCGAUUAGAAGUACUCAAUUUAUGUGAAACAUCAAUAACGAAUAAAGGUCUUACUUAUUUAGCAAGCAUGAAAACCUUACGGAAACUUAAUUUAACUUCAACAAAUACAUCUCUUUCAGCGAUUAUGGCGUUAAAAGUAUAG